AUGUUCCUGCCAAGUUCGACGAGUCCUUUUCUUUUGAGGAAAAGAGUAAGUUACGUUUAUGUUUCAAUUUUAUAGCCUCAAAAUGAUAUUUAUGCGUUAUUUCUAAAAACUUUUUUCUGUUUUAGGGAAUGCGUUCAGUAGUGUGGGACGAGUUCGACAUAGGUGACGAGGUGGUAUUUUGUAAGAGGUGCAGAAGAAGUUACAAGAAUAAGCGAUGGGGUACAAGUCACUUAUGGUCGCACAUGCGAACGUACCACCCGGAAGAACUGCCACGGCUCGGGCAAAAUCAGCAAGAAGUCGAGGUUUAGUGUGGUUUUUUUCAAGAAAAAAACUAUUAAAGAUUAAGGAUAAGAAACUUCCAAAUGAGAACGUUCCAACAUCCACAAAGAUGACAAACGAUGGGUGGAACCUGUCCACCGAGCUUCUUGUCAAGCUUGUUGCUGGAUGUGGAGUCUCAGUGGACGUGACGCAGAGCAGAGAGUUCUCCGAAUACUCCAGGUCUUUGAACAAGGAUUACACUGUGAGUUAGCAAAACGUUAUAAAAAAGUAAAAAAUUAACUAUGGUUCAGGUGCCAUCCGCCAACACACUGAUGACAAAGGCGGAAGAGAUGGCUUCGGAAGUCCAAAAAGAAAUUAAAGAUACGCUGGGAGAUGAGAAAGUAGCUGAUAUCGCUCUCACAACGGAUUCAUGGACGAGUCGUAAUGUAACAGUAAGUGAAGACUUUCGGAAAAAAAAACCAAGUGUUCAUAUUCAGAUGCAUGUGCUCACGGGCCACUUCUUUAACGAAGGACAGCGCUGCAACAAAAUUUUAGACGUCUUCACUACUGAAACGUUUUUUAUCUAAUUAUUUCCAAAUAUUUUUUUAAAUCACAGUCAGGAAGCAGACACGAUCAAAGAGGGCCUGGAAUGUUUGCUGAAUGAACUUGAGAUCAGGUCAAAAGUCUCGGUAGUAGUACAUAAUGGAACGGCGAACGGGGAGAAGGCGGUAACUGACAUGGGACUGAGAAGGUAUUAUUCAAACUUCAAAGGUUUUGAUAAAAAUAAGACAUUUACUAGUGUUCCCUGUGCUUCUAACUUGUUAGACCUCAUUGUUCAAAGAACUCUGAGAGUCGAAGCCAUCGAGAAUGUUCGAAACAAAAUGAAAAGAUGUGUGCAGAGGCUUGACCGCACUGAGUCUUACCGAGACAAAUAUCAACGGUAUAUCUUAGGCUAUGUCGCCAAAUUAAAACUCAUUCUUCGUUUCAGUUAUUACACCGAGAAGAGUUUGCCAAAGGCGAUACCGACGGACGAUGUUCAGAACAGGUGGAACAGCUUUUUUCAAAUGCUCAGUGACGUUGAGACAUCGGUGUGUUGUUUCGGACUAGAUCGGUGACCUUUAGGCUUUACAGUUUGUCGCGUACAACGAGAUGUUAGAGAACGAGGGGCUCGAGGCGUUGUCUGAGGAAGAAAGAGAGCUUAUGAAGAGCCUCCGGCUAGCGUUGGAGCCUUUCAACCGAAUCGCCCGAACGGUAUGAUGUGAAGAACAAACUUUUUCAAAGUUAUUCAUGGGAAAAUGUGCAGUUUUCUGCUUCUGACAGCACCGUGUCGUUGGUUCUGCCUUGGCUGAAGUACUUACUCCACGAACUGUCACAGUAUGAACGGAUAUCCGUUUCUCAGAAAAAUUUUUGUUCCCAGACUACCAACUGAACCGCCAUUCUCUCUGUUCUCCCAAGAUCUGUGUCAGAAUGUGGAGCAGUACUGCGCUGAGAUUUUCUCCUCAGCCUAUUUGCAAAAGGCUUCCUUAUUCGACCCGCGAUUCGCCUUCAAUCAUCAAAUCUUGACCGAAGAAGAAUGGAGCAACACCGUUUUGCAAAUUGUGGCGGAGGAAGGUUUUCAGUUUUAUUUUACACAAAAACUUUAUUGCUACUUCAGCAGCCAAAAAACAGGCCACGCCAAAAAUUAUCAAGGAAGAACCAAAAAAAGAGUUUUCGUUUUUUUCUAGUCCUUCUCAAAUACACAGAAGAACGACUGACUCAUUGAAGGUACUUGCAGCAUUAUCCUUUCUAAAGUUUUUUUUUUUCAAAUUUUAGCUCGAGUUCGAGAAUUAUAGACAACGUCUUGUUCAUGAUUUCCGACCUGAGGUCAACAGUGUGGUCUUCGAUUGGUGGGCGGCACACAAAACGUUGUACCCAACUCUGGAGAAAAUGUCGAGACGAUUUCUUUGUGUUCCUGCUUCUAGCUGCGAUGCGGAACGUAUUUUCUCGUCAGUGCUAACCUUGGAUUGCUUUUUCAAUUAACUCUUUUAGGUCAGCGGGUAUUCUUGACUCGAAUAAAAAGAGCUCCUUGCUCAGUCUGUCGUCGGCACGCUCUCUUCUACUGAUUGCGAUGAGCAACAAGGAGGAUCGGUGAAGAAAACGUAUUUGAAACCAAAGUUAGUAACAUAAGGUUGUUCAGCGAGCUAAUAUGGUCUUUGGACAUGGACGAACGUCACGGUUAUGGAGCAUCUCAAGAUGCAUCGGAAAGCCUCGAGGCCUAUCAAGAAGAAGCCUACGACGACCAGAGCGAUUAUGAUGAUGAUACGGACGAAUAUAAGCACAUUCCAAAAGAUCUGCCUCUCUCUGAUUUGUAG
Molecule: messenger RNA, 2609 nt
Organism: Caenorhabditis auriculariae
Lineage: Eukaryota; Metazoa; Nematoda; Chromadorea; Rhabditida; Rhabditidae
Source: the annotation of a GenBank genome assembly